Paramisgurnus dabryanus is the source of this 7092-nucleotide messenger RNA. It is a transcript of the gene cbarpa, whose product is annotated as CACN subunit beta associated regulatory protein a. The record is from RefSeq and is a predicted model, not a curated record. Gene Ontology annotation, biological process: negative regulation of calcium ion-dependent exocytosis; negative regulation of voltage-gated calcium channel activity. Gene Ontology annotation, cellular component: plasma membrane; secretory granule. Gene Ontology annotation, molecular function: transmembrane transporter binding. Lineage: Eukaryota; Metazoa; Chordata; Actinopteri; Cypriniformes; Cobitidae.
CCACAGUCUCCGGGCUUCAUUCAUAAACUCGGGCUGCCAUUAGGAUGAAAUAUAACGCGUCUUCAGGAGGUUCGUGCCAUUGGCGAGCGCCUAUAACGCGUCCCUCACACGGACAGCAUGAAUUAUAAAUAGGUGUCACACAUUCAAUGCUGGACCAUGAGUGAUGAGUCUCCAUUACAGACACGCCUGACCACCGAUGUACCGUUGGCAUCAGGUGCGCAGGAGAAAUACGUCCAUUUGCUGGUGCUGUUGUGUGUGUUUGCUGGCGGGAUAAUCUUCCUUCUGUCCAUCCUGAUCAUCUUCUGUCAUCGCUGCUGUCAACGACAGCGCAGACACUCCAGAGCCAGUGAGGAUCAGGAGAAAACUAACACCACGUAUAUAGAGGAGAGUCAACCAUCACAAGAUGUCACUAUCAGAAUGGACAGCGGUGAACCCGUCUCUACAACCAGUUUUCAUGGCGAUACAGAAGCCGAGCAGUUCCUGUCUGUGGCGUGCACGGCCCGCCGAGUGUCUUUCAAUGAGACCGCCAUUUAUGAGCAGAGCUCAAAAGACAAGGAGAGAGGUCGCAGAUACACACUCACAGAGGGUGACUAUCACCACCUGAAGAGAUCUCGUCUGACCCAUUCACACAUCCAGACACCUGUACUAAAGAUCGUCACUAUACUCGAGUGUGAACCACCUGAAAACAUCAUCAACAUCUCUGAUGAAUCCUCAAAUGAACCUUCCCUCGCUAUAUUUCAGCCUAGUGAAGGUCAAUCAUCAGACUCAUCUGUACUGUGGACAAACCAAAGCUCCAGCUGUGCUUUACCCGGAGACUCUCUGAACACCAGCGUCACCAACAGCAAACACUCCACAAAACCUCACCGAUCACAAACUCUGGAGAUGUUAAGCAGAAACGUGCCGCUGGAAGAAGACGUGUCCGGCAGUGGUUCAGGUUUGGUUCAGGGCAGCAUGUUAAACUUUCUUUCUAAACUCCGGCGUCACGCCAGUCUGGAAGGUGCCGCUCCCUUCUACGGCGUAAAGAAAUGGAGCUUUGACACCAUUCAGAGAGCAGCUAGUUUAGAUAUGAGAGGUUCUCCACGCAGACGUGCGUUUCAGAGGCAGAGAGCUGCCAGCGAGACUCUGGAUCCUGAGGAGGAUCAUCUGCAGGGUGGAGUCUGUGACUUUCUGUUGAGAAAGAGUCCGGCUCAGCCUCAGACGGAUCCGCCGAGACGUCUCUCCGCUGGUUCUCUGGAGCCCGGCGCAGGAACUUCACUCAGCAGGUUAGAGGUGAAGAGUGUAAUGGAGCUCAGAUACAACACAGAAGCAGAUCUUUCAUCACACGGGUCUGUGGAGAUGAAGAGCAGUGUGAAUGGAGACACCCUGAAGACUGCUGAAGAAUUUGGACCAGAUAGUUAUCAGGAGAAUUUUGAGCAGCCCAGCUUAUAUCGUGACAUCUGGAGUCUGAGAGCAUCGCUGGAGCAAUACGCCUCUUCUGACCUGAGCAGCAAUGACAGAGACUCCACACGCAGCGAUGCCGACAGUGUCUGCUCUGUCGGGGCUUCCAGAACGGGUGUAACAAGCUAUCAGUCACAAGACAUCGACGAUGAGAUGGACGGGGACAGUGAGCUGCCUUAUGACGAUGCCGGUAGGGAAUCAGGGAUGCAGAGAAAUGUACGGGACAGCAUGGAGUCGGAGAGAGGCGUAGAUGGAGAAACGACCAACAGGAAACUUUUGCAAAUGGACAGCGGUUACGCCUCUAUCGAGGCUCCUUGCAAACCUCCGGAGGAUUUUCGACUGUUUGGAAGCGCUUCUGGGAAGACCGCUUCAGAACGGCGGCGCUUUUUCACCAACGCAGGACGCAAAGGUACGGUGUGCGAGAGUUUUGAGGCGCGGCUGUUCAAGGAAGAGCUGGAGGACGAGGUGUCGGAUAGUGCAGAGGUUAAGGUUUCCCCCAGAAGUGUCCCAGAAGAGCAACCCACAGUCAAACCCCGAGCGCCCUUCCGUCGUCGAGACUACAGCAUUGAUGAAAAGACAGAGGCACUGUUUAAUGAAUUCUUGCGUCACGAUCCCCAGUUUGAUCAACAGGGGUCGCCCUCACUGAGACAUCGUCACCGUUCUCGCGUCCACCUGCGCAAACAGUGGCAGCGCAGUAAACAGUACAGUGACCCCGGGGCAGCGCGAUACUCGCCGUCACUGGAACGACAGCGCUGCUAUCCGCUGCGCAGAGGCGACAGCGCCAACUACCCUCUGGACACGCGAUACCACAGCACCUUGCCUCGCAUAGCUAGCGCUGCCGACGAGGAGACCAGCGAAGGAGCAGCCGGUACAGAAUCUCCUGAACCGGAAAACAGCGCUAUAAAACCUGAGGGUGCUGGUCCGUUCUCAGCAACUGAAAGUCCUGGUCCGGACCCGGAAGAAAACGCUAACAACAGCAGCAACAACAUGAGUUGUUAUUUCUCUUCUUCGCAUUCGCAGGGCUUUGAAACAACUGCCCAUACUGCAGAUGCACAUAAACAUUUAAAGACUGAGGUCAUGAGUUCUCUUAGUCAUUUGCAUUCAUACACAGACCCUGUAAACAUUCAUCAUACUCACCCAGAUCCAAUAGGUUCAGGCAACGUACAUCACAUCCUUACCGACACGAGCCGGUCAGACAAACUAGUGUCUGCGUUGGAUGAUCGGCUGUACUCCAACCUGAGGACUCCCAUAGGAAAUCAAGAGUGUGUAGUGACCGUGAGCCGCACCUCACCAGACCUGGGAGAAGAAUAAACACUUGUGUUAUGUUCACACAGGCUAUGUUCACACUGCAGUCAAAUAUGACCUGAAUCUUUUUUGGAUGACAGUUAAGUCAUGUAAUAAGAUGACCUAUUUGAUCAACUUAAAGUCACCAUGAAAAUAAAAUUAAAGGUGUAAUGUAUGUUUUAGCGACAUCUAGUGAUGAAAUUGUAACUCAAUUUCAAAAUGCAAAGAGAAGCUAUGGUAUCCGCCACAGGACUAAGUCUAAGUUCCUGUCAUCGUCUAAAACAACGUAGGAAUGAAACCUGCUUUGUUGAGUAAGUUGUCUUUGAUAGGGCUCUUAUAGAAACAUGAUGACAUGUCCCUACAUUUCUCAUUUUCGUUUCACUCGGAUAUAUAUUACGAUAUGGAAAAGAAAACGAUUGCUAGUUCUGUUUCAUGGUGACUUUUUGCAGUAUGAAUGUAGCCUGACGGAUUUACAACUUCUCACGAUGAACUUCAGAUUCAGGUAGCGUAUAUAUUGAGUCAAAACAUUACAUUACACUGUGAAAUGGGUCACAGCUGUUUGUGCUUUAAGAGGUCACAUUUAAACACUAUCAAAUAUCUCUCAGAAUUGAAUAUUUCUAUUUUAAGAGUGUCAUGGCAGCAUGAUUUAUAAUGUUGAGACAUUUGAUGAUUUACCUGGACCGUUCAAUUUACUGCCAUUGUCAUCACUUACAUGCAUCCCACAAUUCAUUGCUUCUCAUCUCAUUCGCUGCUUCCGAAAUUGAGUAUUGUGACAAUCAUACUUAAAUUAAGUACCUUUACAUUCUACAUACUGCAUAUGUGUGCAGUAUGAAUACAGUUUGGACAUACUGCAUCUGCCAUGAACGUCCUUUGACCUAUGAUGUAAUCACAACAACCGCGACCAAUUUACCUAUGUGUUGUUUAACAAGUACAAUUAAAUCGUGAGGAAUGCAUGUCUUGGUACCUAAAUCACUUAAAGAGCCACCUGGUUCAUAGAGCUGGCAGCUCCUUAGCCUCAUGGGAUAGUCAGUCCAUCAAAUGGACACUUAAAGGCUGCGUCCCAAAUGGCGCACUUCACAUUGACUUACAAUGGCAGUAGUGUGUAUGUGUCCGUUAAGUCCACAAGACUGUAUCACAUUGAACAUUUUAGGUUUGAAGAGGGUACUCAAGGGUGCCCACUUUUCAGUUGAUAUGCACCAUUGUUACACACUUUCCCCGCACUUAAGGUCAGCGCUUCACAGCACACUUAAGCUGCAUUCAGACUAGCAGCGACUAGCAGUAGCAGAGCGACGCAAUCUCAUUGAUUUCAAUGGAAGCUUGCCGACUUCCAACGACACAAGCAACAGUGACCGUUGGCGACUGGAUGGGGCAUGUCCAGUCGUAUGACAAACCUGAGAAAUGUUUACUUUAUGCAAAUUAUGAGUGAAUUUUGGGAGGGACAACAAAUUAUGGUCUGUUAAACCCAUUGGUUUGUGAAGAUAGUUUUUGAAGCUUAAAGUAGGAGUUGCCUGCGGGCACCAUCUUGGCUGCACGUCACCGCGAAUCACUCACGGAUAACCGAAAAUGGGUAAAGAGGCGGGACAUGGGUGAAGCUGAGGUGGCUGGUUUUAACUUCCAUUUUUACAUGGAGGUCUAUGGGAAUUGAUUCCCUUUUGGAGCCAGCCUCAAGCGGCCAGUCGAUGAAUUGCAGUUUAAGUCACUUACGUAUUGGCUUCAUCAUAGACCGUUUCUCAAUGUCAAGGAUACUUCCUUGGCAGGACUAGUCCUUACAAGUCACUUCCUUCAGAGGCUAGACGAGGCUCCUCUUUAGAAUUUGGAGAACACGUAAAUGGAACAGGCUAGCAAGUGCACGUUGUGGCGUCAUUACGUCACUAAAAAUGUUUGCUUUCGGUGAUGCGCAUAUAGGAUUGAGGGUGAUUUUAGAGCGGGAAGGAUACACAUAUGGAUCCUUUCCUGUGUAUGGGAUAUUUUUCGAACGAAGGACUCCUUGGUUGCAUUUCCGAGGAUCUUCGACAUUGAGAAACAGCCAGAGAGAUCGGAAGGUUGCCCCUCUGGGAGAACCAAUGAGAAUGAAGCAGUGGAGUUCACGUAAUCUUUCUCUCAUCAGUCAUUGGAGUGGACGUUACUGGAGUAGGGCGGCAGUGGUUCAUGUAGGUUGUCUACAAAUUGGAAGGUUUGUGGUUCAAUCCCCGGUUCCACCUGACCAAGUGUCGAGGUGUCCUUAAGCAAGACACCUAACCCCAGCUGCUCCUGAUGAGCUGGAUGGGGCCUUGCAUGCCUAACACUGCCGUCGGUGUAUGAAUGUGUGAGUGAAUGGGUGAAUGUGAGGCAACAUGUAAAGCGCUUCGGAUGGCCAUAGGUCUAUGACGGCCCUAUAUAAAUGCAGUCCAUUUACCAUUUUUUACUCAUUUGUUUAGGACAACCAGAUAUAAAAACGACUCUUUUGAAACAGACGAGUGACACACAGCGACAAAGUUGCUUAUAAUUUGAAUAUACCUUUAUUCCCAACAGCAAAGCGGUGUCACGUCACAAAAGUGCAGACUUGAAGCAAGGCCGGAGUAAUUAGGUUGCCAUUUGGGACGGGGCCAAAAAUCUAGCUGGAAUUAGAAGGUCAUCCGGGUAGUUUUCACCUAUUGUUGUACUAUAAAUUCGGAUUUACUACUUGAUUUUUGAAUACUAUAUAGUGUGGGAGUAGGUGAUUUUGGAUGCAUCAAUUACACAUUUGUUGGAGCUUAAAUUUAGACCCAAUUACAAGCCUCAUUAUUAAAUGACUUUGUGAGAUAUUCUCAGUACAUGAUCCUCAAUAACCAAACCAUAUCAUACCACACAAAUUCAUGACCUUUCCUACUCUGCACCAUGUUACUGGAAAUUAAAUGUCACUAUGCGGGUGUAUCUAAGAGUUGUUGCCAUGGAGACAGAAAGCCAUGAUAAAUGAGCACAAAUCUGCUGAUUCAGUACUAUCCUGCGCUUUAAUUUUCACAUUUAUACAUUUUUUCCCACCUUCAUCACUUCAGAUUUUUUGAAUAUAUAGUCUGAAACAACAGUUUCCUGCAGACAGAGAGGGUGGGAUUUUUUAUCUAUCAUUAACAUAAACAAAAGAAUGUGAAGUUUAUUGUUUUUUGUAUCAUGACAUUAUUGACGGACAGGCAAAGUAUGGCCUGGAUUCAUGACGUGUAACGUUGUCAUCAUCUUCAUCUAAAGGUAAAAACAUACACCUUAGACCAAAGUCAUUUUGCUCUUAAAAUACACUACACGAUAAUAUGGAUGAACUUUAGUAUCAUUGAGCUGCUGUGCAUGAGAUGCUGUAGGUCUUUAUGAAGAUCUCAGCUUGUUCAUCAUCAUUCACACUGAUUGUCUUUUCCUGACCGAGUUAUCUUUCCGUUUUAUUUUUGCCCUGAUACAGAAUGAACAUUUAGAUUAUGAGUGACCCAUAGAAAUGUUUUUUUUUUAUAAUUUUUUUAAUGCAAAGAUAUAAGUUCGUAAAACUCUGUAAGACUUUGAACUCGUCCGCCCUGGAGUUUACUGCUAUCGGGGUAAGAAAACAAAUUCCUCUGUAAACAAUCACCUUAACUUCUGCACUUAAUACAAUGCAACAAUUUAUGGAUUUAUGAAACAUUUGCUUCCUUCAAAUGUUUUGUCUGAGAUCUGAUGUAAAAAAUUGUCAUCAUUGUCGUAAUAAAGCAAUAAGUUAAUCCUGGUUGGGGUUGUUACCCCUUACCUGUGGUAAAAUCAGUGUAACAGAUGGCUCCAGUGCAUUAUUGCUUCAAGAUAACAGUGGCUCCAGAUAUGCAUUACUGUGAUUUGGAGAACUUAUAUAAAACAUUGUGGCAACAGGCCGGCAUUCAUUCGCCAUUUAAAAACGCAUAAAGCGCAACUCAUCCAGUCAGAAUGAUUCAUUAUAUAACCAGAACUGUUUCUAUGUGCAUUACUACAGAGAGCUUUGUAAAAGGCAUGGGAUUAUUUGCGUCUGUAAUGCUCUUUCAUGUUCACUUUGCAUGUGACACGGCAGCAGAUGAUUGGCUGCUUUUACACCUGCAGCAUGAGCUGAAUAUAGAGCACAUCAAAUAUUUUCAUGCUGAGCAACACUGAACACAUCAGCAAUGAGUCAAAGAUUCAUCUGGACAAUCACUUACUGCUAAACAUCCUUAAUAAUAUUUCUUAUGUCCUCUGAACAUCUUUAAAAACACUAAAUAUACCCACAAGGUCAAUUUGUAAUAAUUUAUAAGUCAAUGUAGUUGUUCAAGAUUAUUUUCAUUCUCACUAUGAGCUGCACAGUUAACGUCAGUUAUUUGCUGGUGUGACUUGAAGAAAAGGGUUUUAACAAAUGGAUGGUUCAAUGUAAAUGGAAGUUUGAUUCCUUGUGAUAUGAAC